Hevea brasiliensis (rubber tree) is the source of this 2683-nucleotide messenger RNA. RefSeq names its product putative clathrin assembly protein At2g25430. Gene Ontology annotation, biological process: clathrin-dependent endocytosis; clathrin coat assembly; vesicle budding from membrane. Gene Ontology annotation, cellular component: clathrin-coated pit; clathrin-coated vesicle. The coding region runs from base 229 to 2124 and encodes 631 amino acids. Gene Ontology annotation, molecular function: clathrin heavy chain binding; SNARE binding; phosphatidylinositol-4,5-bisphosphate binding. The transcript is spliced from 2 exons. The record is from RefSeq and is a predicted model, not a curated record. Lineage: Eukaryota; Viridiplantae; Streptophyta; Magnoliopsida; Malpighiales; Euphorbiaceae.
AUCAGACUUCCCGUGCAUUAGCUUUUAGCAGCCUGUGCUGCCCGCCCUCGUCGUUACUUAACACGCACACACUCUCACGCGGAGACGCAUUUUAACAUACAUACAUUACUACUGUACCUUCCCCUCCUUUUGGAUUCUCCGGAUCCUCUACUCCGGUCAGUUGAUCUACCGAUUGACAACUCCGACCACAGAAUAGUAUCAAACACUUUGAUCACAUAAGCAAAACCAAUGGCAACCAGCACGAUCCGCAAAGCGAUCGGCGCCGUAAAAGAUCAAACAAGCAUAAGCAUAGCCAAAGUGGCUGGUAACAUAGCUCCGGACCUCGAAGUUUUAGUUGUUAAAGUUACUAGCCAUGAUGAAGACCCUGCUGAUGAGAGGUACUUUAGAGAGAUUAUAAACCUUACUUUUCAUUCUAGGGGUUAUGUUAGUGCUUGUGUAGCUACUGUAUCUAGACGCCUAAGCAAAACGCAUGACUGGAUUGUGGCGAUCAAGGCUUUGAUGCUUGUUCAUAGGCUUCUGGUUGAUGGCCACCCUUCAUUUGAGGAGGAGAUUGUGUAUGCCACAAGGAGAGGGAUGCGUGUUUUGAAUAUGUCGGAUUUUAGAGAUGAGGCACACUCCCAUUCGUGGGAUCAUGCCGCGUUUGUGAGGUUUUAUGCAAUGUAUCUUGAUGAGAAAGUUGAGUUUGCAUUUUCUGAGCGGAAAUUGAAAGCCAGUGAAAGGAAAUUUGAUGAGGGUGAUGAUGGGUUUGGACCAAGAGAACAUAGGGAUGAUUUUGAUUAUGGGAUGCCUAAGAGAUCGAGGGCUUAUGGUGAUUUGAAUGGUGAUUCAGUUGGAAAAGAACAGAGGAGAGAGGCCUCUCCGAUUAGACAAUUGAGACCAGAGAGGGUUUUAGGCAAAUUGAAUCAGUUGUUGAGGAUGCUUGAUAGAGUUUUGGCUUGUAGGCCAACGGGGAUGGCAAAGAAUAGCAGGUUGGUGCUUGUAUCACUUUACAGGGUGGUGAAGGAAAGUUUUGGGCUUUAUGUUGAUAUAUGUGAGGCAUUGGGGUUGUUGUUGGAUAGAUUUACUGAGAUGGAUUAUGCAGAUUGUGUUAAGGGAUUUGAUAUGUAUGUUAGUGCAGCAAAGAUGAUAGAUGAACUUGUUGGGUUUUAUGGUUGGUGUAAGGAUAUAGGGAUUGCAAGAUCAGCUGAAUUCCCUGCUGUGCAGAGAAUUACUGAUCAGCUGUUGGGGACACUUGAAGGAUUUUUGAAAGAAAUGACUAACAAGACAUCUAAGGGUCCGGAGAGAAGUAAGGAGGAGAAGGUUUCUAUUAAGCAGGAACCAGAACCGGAUAUGAAUGAGGUCAAGGCUCUUCCUCCACCAGAAAAUUAUAUCCCUACACCACCUACUGAGCCACAGCCAAAGCCACAACCGCAUCAGAUAACAGAGGAUUUGGUGAAUUUGAAGGACGAUGCAGUUUCAGCUGAUGAGCAAGGCAACAAAUUGGCUUUGGCUUUGUUCAAUGGACCUCCAACUACCAGUACAAAUAAUUCAUGGGAAGCAUUCCCAUCGAAUGGAGAUUCUGAAGUGACUUCAGCUUGGCAGACACCAGCUGCUGAGAGUGGCAAAGCAGAUUGGGAAUUGGCAUUGGUGGAAUCAACUAGUAAUCUAUCAAAGCAGAAAGCUACUUUAGGGGGUGGUAUGGAUCCACUGCUAUUGAAUGGAAUGUAUGAUCAUGGGGCAGUGAGGCAACAUGUGAACACUACUCAAUUGAGUGCUGGGAGUGCAAGUAGUGUGGCAUUGCCUUGCCCAGGGAAGAGUGCAACACCAGUGUUGGCAUUGCCUGCACCUGAUGGGACGUUCCAGCCAGUUGGGAACCAGGAUCCAUUUGCUGCAUCCUUUGCAGUUCCUCCCCCUUCAUAUGUGCAGAUAGCAGACAUGGAAAGGAAGCAGCACUUGCUGGUUCAGGAACAGCAGAUUUGGCAACAAUAUGGAAGAGAUGGGAUGCAAGGUCAAGUGGGUUUGGCCAAUAUUAGCGGUGCCUCUGGGUAUUAUGGCCCUAGUCCUCAACCAAUGAUGAUGCCUUAUGGAAUGCCACAGCUCAGUGGUAUGGGGCAACCAGGAGGGUACUACUAUACACAAUAUUGAAGUUAAUCCCUGCUUGUUUCUAUGGUGCACAUCACUAGGAUAUGCUUAUUUCCAACCUUUUUGGGAAGAGUUUAUAUACACAAAAGGUUAAUACCUAGUCCCAUUGUUGUUCGCAUCAGAGGGAGUGAGGAACAUAAAAGGUUUCAAAAUGUUAUGCUGCAAUAUUUAAUGUGCAUUUACUUUUGCAUUUUUUGCUAUCGAUUUUCAUACACAAUUUUUUUUUAAUAUAAAAAAAAGGAAUUGUUCAUCUUUCUGGUUAUUCAUAGCCCAUAGGGUCAAUAAUAAACUUCUGGAGUCAGAAAGGCAUAGUCUUGUGAUUGACUCAGCUUCAGUUUUGAAAAUUCUCAAGGUUGGAAGUCAACUUUAACCUGGCGUGAAGAGAGGUAUUUGAGCUGAGGGCAACUACGGUUCAUGUUGAUUUUUUCAUUGUUUCUCGAUUUUUAUUUUUUGUAUUUGAAGUCACUUUGUUUGAUUUUUCUAUUGGACGGGAGGCUGUCCCAUUACUCUUGUAAUUAUCUGAUUCAUAGAAAUAUCUUACCUAAACUUUGUUAGUUUAUUA